CUCUUGUUUAGCUGCCAUAACGGAGAUCGAGUAACCCACAGUUGUACAGUUGUAUUUAAUUCCAUACGAAAGUAAAAGUGAUUUCUUCUCCGAAUCUGUUUGGUAUCUUGAUGAACCCCGAUUGUAAACUUUCAUUAACACUUAUGUUUGCCGAAUAAAGUGCGAUUUUUUGUUCUCACAAUCAAUUAUGAAAUUUCUUGUGUUCGAUUUUGUUUUGUUUCUAUGUUUUAUGCAAGUUUUGUGCCAAGAUUCAACGCAAUUAUCAAGUAACAAAAAUCUUCAUGCUAAUGCCAAAGAAAAUAGGAAUAACACAAGCAAUUCUAUAAAUCAAUUAUCAUAUUCCAAAACUAAAUUAGAAAAUGUCAAGAACGUUGUGUGUCCAGACGAAGGAAAAGUAAAUAUUCCCUUCUUGUCAUUACCAUGUGACUAUGAUAGCGAAUGCUUAGUGUUUGGCAAACAAAUGGUAUGUUGCUAUAAUAGAUGCAUAAGAGGAGUCUUUGCAUCGAUUGCAAAAUCAAGCACUAAUGUGGACAGAUCUCUCGAUGUAACAACACAACCAACUGUAACUGAGAAGCAAAUAUCGAAAAAUGAUAAUUUCGUAUGUCCCAAUAAAGAUACCCGAAUCCUAUUUUUUUCUCUACCAUGUGGAACUAAUAGCGAUUGCCAGAUAUUCGGAAGUAAAAUGGUUUGUUGCUCUAAAAAGUGCCUUCAAGGAAUACCUCGGAAGGAGGAACAAAAAGUCCAAUCAACUCCUAAAGAAAAACUGGCUACAGAAAGAAAUGAUUCGGUGGAGAGGUCAAAUGAUCUACCAACAAAAAUUGUGAUUCAAAGUGUUACAACUUCUCCUGUCGUAAAAGAUAUCGGUUUGGUGUGUCCACAUGAUGCACGUAUUCCAUUUUUCUCUCUUCUAUGCACAACUGAUAAUGAUUGUUCAGCAUCAGGAGAAAAAAUGGUUUGCUGCAAAAAUAGAUGCAUAAAGGGGGUUCAUUCACAGAAACAUGUUGUUCAAGAAACUGUUACAAAGAAGCUAGAAAUAAAGAGAGAAGACAUAAAGGAUAGACCCUCGAAUAGACCCAUUGUUCAAGCCCCACAUGAAAAUGUAACAGAUCUGAAAAUCAUCAGUAAAAACAUUACACUGAACAAUCUAGUAUGUCCAGAAAAAGGAGUUCGAAUACCUUUUUUUUCACUAUCAUGUGUGACCGAUGGUGAUUGCUCAAAAUCAAACAAGGAUAUGGUUUGUUGUUCCAAUAGAUGCAUAAAAGGAGUACUACCCCGAAAGCCUGACAUUGUCCAUUCCCCAUCUUGGUUUGGUCUUGUGGAGAGAAAUUGUCCAGUUGACGCUAUAGUGGAAAUUCUUGAAGUGAGGGAGUGCGAGACUGAUGCAGAUUGUAGACCAAGGAUUUGUUGUCCUGAUAAAUAUCGUAGUGGAGGGAAUAAAAGUUAUUGCAGAACACCGCAACCAUCUCUUCAGAGGUUUCCCUUAGCAGAUAGAGCAACCGAGCCUCUGCGAGUUUUUGCCAGUUACAUUCAGUGUACUCCGCCACCUCCUCCAAUUUUUGAUUUAUUCCCAAAGUCAUGUAAUAAUGCCUUGGACUGCUUUCCAAACCUUUGCUGUCAAGAAGGCGAUAAAAAAUACUGUAGACCACCGAAAAGAUCCGUUCUACAAUUGGUAGCUGGUUUGGGUCAGAGAUUUAUACCACCAGAUGCUGCGAAGAAGCUGAUUGAAAGACUGAACUAGUUUAAUUUGUGUAUGGAAAAAGAGGUUUUAUAUUGUGUAAAUAGAUAAACAAAGUAUAUAAUUCGAAAAGAAGAGCUAAGUUUAAGCGAAGUUUAUCCAGUGGAAAAUGUGUCAAGUGUCGAAACAUUCAUUCGGCUAUUCCUGUUAUAAAUUUCAAGAAGUCGGAGACAUUAACAAGGAAGCCAUAACAUAAGCGAGAUUCAACCACCAGCGGGUAUCUGCAUAUAUGCAACAUCUAAGAAGUACUGAAAGCUUCGUGAUUCCAUAAAAAAAUGUCAAUAUGAUAAAUAAUAUCAGAUUCAUCAAAAUACCCAAUUCGCAUUUUUAUGCAAUACCUAUGGAAAAUAAUUAUAUGUUUCUUUCAUGAAAAUGUGCAAAAAUGAUAUUUGGAUUGAUUGUUUUAUUUUUUUUUACAAUAAAUAAAAAAAGAAUAAUAAA
Harmonia axyridis is the source of this 2176-nucleotide messenger RNA. RefSeq lists its product as uncharacterized. Bases 188 to 1738 code for a protein of 516 amino acids. NCBI's taxonomy places the organism in Eukaryota, Metazoa, Arthropoda, Insecta, Coleoptera, Coccinellidae. The record is from RefSeq and is a predicted model, not a curated record. The transcript is spliced from 8 exons.